CAGCCUGGCAAAAAGGAAGUACCGAUGAUUUCUCUGGAGACUGAGAGCGAAUGUAAUCUUCGCGCUAAUUUAUGCCGUAUCUUUUGAAAGCCACGGUUCAAGUGGUUUGCUCUCGUUUUGAACGGGAAUCGCUUCGCUCUCUGGUCCUUCCAAAGACGACAGGUUGUACCUUGACGCAGGCACAAAAUGUGCUACGAAUCUCCUCUGUUCAUCGAAAUUGCUGAGUUGUAAGCCGCCAAUGUUGAGUUUGGCUAAAUAUGGAUGGUGUACAAAAUAUGGGCACCGAAGGGCUCUCGUCAAAGAACAUUUUCAUUGGAGCUGCACUGGCAAUUGUUGGAAAUCUUCUUAUCAGCAUCUCAAUGAAUAUACAGAAAUAUUCCCAUCUACGCCAAGCAGAAGAGAAAAGUGAAACUCAUUAUUUAAAGAGUAAAAUAUGGUGGGUUGGCCUGAUAUUAAUGGUUCUUGGAGAAAUAGGGAACUUUUCUGCCUAUGGGUUUUCUCCAGCAUCACUUGUUGCCCCUCUAGGAACCACCACUGUUAUAGCUAAUGCCAUCAUUGCUGUUGUAUUCUUGAGAGAAAGAGUACGAUACCAAGAUGUUUUUGGAGUCACUCUUGCAAUAGUUGGUGCUUUCUUACUCAUAACAUUCUCAACCAAGGAAUUUUCAGAAUUGACCGGAAAAGAAUUGGCUAGUUAUUUGCGUCAGUGGCCCUUUCUUGUAUAUCUGGUAUGUCUCUCUGUUUCACUUAACGUAUAAAUUUACAUUUAUUAUUGUUAUAAUUAUUGUUUUUCAGGUUCCUUGACUGUGAUAUCAGCCAAAGCUGUGUCGUCAAUGAUAAACAUCACACUGGGUGGAAACAGUCAGUUGGGGCACCCACUGUUUUAUGUCAUGUUGAUUGUAAUGAUCACCACAGCAAUUGCCCAAGUCAAAUUCCUGAACAGAGCUAUGCAAUCAUUUGAUGCCACUGUUGUGGUCCCCACCAAUUUUGUCUUGUUCACAAUUAGUGCCAUUAUAAGUGGUAUUGUUUUAUAUAAAGAAUUCUAUGGACUUACCUUCCUGGAAAUAUUUAUGUUUCUCUUUGGGUGAGCAUCUUCUUAUUCGUGUAAACUUACUUAGUUGUUGUAUUGUUAUCGUAUAGUUUCUUAGAUACCAUCAUCAACAAAAUAGUUAACUAGAAAACACUUAUUUUUAAGGGUGAUGCUGAAUAAAUAAAUAAAUGAUAUUUAAUGAAAAUACACAUCUUGUAGAGUAACUAGUGCAUUGUAACCUCAGUUAUGAAGCGUCUGCCUUUUAUCUUGUGCCCCUGCCUUCUCUCUUCACCAAACCAAUAUUGAGUUUCUUACAGCACAGAGCUUUGCAGCUGUGCAACAUUGAGAAGAAGACGAAGGGAGGAGAGGGAAUCAGGGAAUCAUCUCUGGAAGUCUUUGGACUAGUAAUAGGGCAGGAAAAGGACCACAAAAUGUCAUUAUAUUUUGCUACAAACUGUCUUAACGUGUUUUGUCAGAAAUAGUCAAAAAUAACGUACUUUACUACAUGUAAAUUUUCAAUGAUAACAGGCUUUACUGGUAUGUGUUGACUGGUUCAAAGAGAAAUCAUGUGAUGAGCUGUGUCCUUAGUUUCUUGAUAACAAUGCAGAUAUGGA
This is a messenger RNA of Orbicella faveolata, 1641 nucleotides long. Its product is annotated as NIPA-like protein 2. NCBI's taxonomy places the organism in Eukaryota, Metazoa, Cnidaria, Anthozoa, Scleractinia, Merulinidae. Gene Ontology annotation, molecular function: magnesium ion transmembrane transporter activity. Gene Ontology annotation, biological process: magnesium ion transport. The record is from RefSeq and is a predicted model, not a curated record. Gene Ontology annotation, cellular component: membrane.